Messenger RNA from Protopolystoma xenopodis, 375 nucleotides. Lineage: Eukaryota; Metazoa; Platyhelminthes; Monogenea; Polystomatidea; Polystomatidae. The record is from the annotation of a GenBank genome assembly.
AUGCAAGGAAAAAAAUUCACCGAGUGUUCGGCCCUCCUUGAUCGUGCCCGCAGCUUGGCUUGCCAAACUAUUGAAGCAUUGUCCGAAUCUGCCCAGUCGUCUGAUGAUUACAGCACUUCUGUUCGCUCAUAUGCUGAGGAAGUGGUCCCUGGCCCAACAGCCUAUGAUUUAAUUAAUCAGCUACGGGCCCUUGACCAACAGGCGAGUGUUGAACAAUUGACUUGCUGCGCCGGGCGGAUGCUUGAGCUAGCUGGAGGCUCUGAUGCAGCUUCUGCGGCUGAGGAAGAUGAAGCAGAGUUAGCUAGAGGCUCCAUCUCCAUAGAGGUAAAAUAUCUUUGUGAAGGCGUAAAUAAAAGAAAUGCACGGCGUGUAUGA